AGUGAAUGUACAGUUACUUCCGAUGUUCAGCUCUUGCAUAAUGCAAGUUGUAUUCACAUCCAUGGAGCCUCCAUGGAGCCUCGGGUUGCAAGUUUCUUCAUGGAUUAACAACUGUUGAGAAGCAAGGGCGCGCCGACAUUCAUGGUCUCCAUGAGCUUGAACUGGAGGGAAGGAAGCUCAGCGAGUAUAAUAAGAACACGAUGCCACCGGAUUCUUCAGUAGCACAACACAUUGCUCUGAAAUCCCCUCCUUUUCUCGCCAUCUCAUUCCAUUCCAUUUCUCUUUCUUUGUUCUAGCUAGCCUGCGUUUCUUUGAUCUAUCAACCCUCUCAAGAUGUCAGGCUGCGGAAACUCUGAUUGCUCGUGCGGCGCUGCCUGCCAGUGCGGCAGUGGCAACAGCUGCUGCGCUAAGAGGUCCAUGAACGACUUCGAGAGUUCCGAGAUGAGAGGGCCAACUGUUAAGAUAUUUUAGGCCAACUGUUGGCCUGAACAAACACGAUGCAGGAGUUUGUCCUGUAAAAUCCUGAGCUUAUAAUGGAAGCUCCUGAGUUCUCGCCCAUACAUCCUGCCUGUCAACAAGUAUGAUCAUCCAAGUAAGAAUACUCCACAACACCUGAUAUGCCCCUCACAAUGAACCUAUAACGCUUGGUUAAAGUGCACCACUAGGACGACUAGAUUAUGCUUUGAGUUGGGACAUGAUUGGACUCUUUCUCUACUCUUUAAGCGUUCACUUCUUGGAAGUAUACUAGUCCGGCUAAGUAUUACAAUCAAAAGCCUAAAUCUCUAACUUUAAGGUCUAGAUGUAUGUACCACAGACUUAGUUACAGUUGGACUCUCUCUCUACUCUUUAAGCCUUCACUUCUUGCAAGUAGACUCGUCUGUCCCUCUAAGUACUACAAUCAAAAGCCUAAAACUCUAAGUUUCAAGUCUAGGUGUAUGUACCACUACUUAGUUACAGUUAUGAAUGAAAGAAGUAUGAACCAUCAUAUGUACACUAUGACAAG
Molecule: messenger RNA, 1003 nt
Organism: Marchantia polymorpha subsp. ruderalis
Lineage: Eukaryota; Viridiplantae; Streptophyta; Marchantiopsida; Marchantiales; Marchantiaceae
Source: the annotation of a GenBank genome assembly